UGGGUCUUUUGGGUCUUUCGGCUCUUAAGCCACUUCCUUUGCGCAGCACUUGUUUGUUUCGCGUUCUCGGCGCUGAUUCCAACCAAUUUCCAUUCCUUUGCCCAACUAUCAGCUUUACCAAAACUGCUCUGCUGUGCAAACGACAUCAUUUUAAAAAAAGGCUGAGCAGGCUCUCGGUUUGGUAACUUACUUUAUAUCGCUUUACGUACUUUAUCGUGUUCGAGAUUUCAUCUCAUGUAUCGCUUAACGUUUGUUCAGUUAUACUUCCCGAACUGAGUUUGUUUCGUGACCCGUUGGUUACCUGGUUCUCGCUGGGUUUUGCUGUAUUAUACCCCUCCUACCGCUCAGUGUGUAAGCCAACUUUUACUUUGCAAUCUCUUUCUCUAUACAACACCGGGUGUAGUUCUUUAGGUCACUAAUAGACUUGAUACCGCAUCGAAUAGUUUGAUAUCAUGAGUAACAAUCAGUUAGAACCUCGUUCAGUCUCUCCUGACAUUGAACAGCAACGGCCGCGUAACGCUUCACCGGCGCAUCCGGACGAUCCGCUCACCGGCCCGCAACAUCUCGAGUUCAACGAGGACGACGACCUGCCGACCCCACGCUUUAUGCAGGACCAAGGAGCUUGGAAGAAUUUUAAAUGGGUUCCAUAUCCCGUCCGAAAGUAUGGGAAAGCCGCCUUUAAGUGGAUGAAGGGGCCGCCGAACCCUAAGCUCUGGAGAAUCGAACCACUUUUCCCGACUGUCCAAGAGGCGCCGCUCCAUCUACUCGAUAGACUCCUUCCCAAAAAGAUACAUCAAAUCUUGCUAUAUAUGGGAUAUGUGGCCGUAUGGAUUGUUACAUUUGCAAUCGUUAUGUGGCGGGGUCAGGUUGCUUCAGAAGUUGCGACCUAUGGCACACCUAUGGACAUCGGGUGUGGUGUCGCAUACUGGAGCCGCAACAACGACUGUGGUCUUGAUGGUAUGAACUGCAGACCGUUCAAUGGCAGUGGCUUCGCAUUUCGAUGUCCCUCCAACUGCGCUAGCUACCGAGUCCUCAAUCCUCGAGCCGUGGGAAGUCAAGAAGUUGUCUACGCCCCGUUGGUUGUCGGCGGGCCCCCGAAUCCUGCUAAUGAAAAGAACCCAGUCUAUCGGGGUGAUUCCUUUAUUUGUGGCUCUGCCAUUCAUGCUGGUCUUAUCUCUGAUUCCCAGGGUGGUUGUGGUGUCGUCAACUUAAUAGGACAGCAGCAAAACUUUGUCAGCACGAAUAGACACGGCAUCAAAAGCGUUGCCUUCGACUCGUAUUUCCCGCUGUCUAUUACUUUUGAACCAGGGAUUCAAUGCAAGGCUAAAGAUGUCAGGUGGUCGCUGCUGGCGGUCUCUGUAGUAUUCAGCUCCAUCUUAUCUUUAUUCACUGCCUCGCCGUCAGUUUUUUUCUUUACAGUCUUCGUUGGUAUAUUUUGGCAAGUAGGUAUGGCUUCCGACCCGCCCUCCUAUUCAUCCAUUCCCGGGCUCUUCUCCAACAUUCUCGGCAAGUUUCUCCCCGCCAUGUUUUGUGCUUGGGUAUUGUAUGACAAAAUGGGUGUGCGACGAACUUUACGAGGGUUAAGUGCUCAGAUCGAGAAGACUGUUUUAUGGCUGGGUGGCUGCUGGGUUGGAGCACUUACAAAUUACACAUUCGACUUUAUACCCAUUCAACGCCUGACAGGGCACGAUCUUGAGCAGCAACCUGGCGCCAAGGCAGCUCUCGCUAUCAUUAUCAUUGUACUAUUUUUCAUCGCUGUUGGCCAAGUCUGGUGCUUCCGACAAGAAGGGAGAUUGAUACGAUUCCUCAAGUUGUACGCGCUGUUCAUCCUGGGUAUCAUCAUAUGCCUUGUGCUACCCAACCUUAGCCUGCGAAUUCAUCACUACAUCUUAGCAUUGCUACUGCUACCGGGCACUAGUAUGCAAACAAGACCAUCUUUGCUCUACCAAGGUAUUUUGAUCGGGUUGUUCAUCAACGGUAUUGCUCGCUGGGGAUUCGACUCUAUCCUACAGACAUCGGUAGCUUUGCAGGGUGAUGCUCAACUUGGUUCUCCUCUGCCUAUUCUCCUCGCUCCAGUUAUUAACACCACUCUUUCAACAAUCACGUUCCGAUGGGAACCACCACCAGGAUUACGCUAUGACGGUAUCAGUGUGCUAGUAAACGAUGUUGAGAGGUACCGUGGCUUCUUUGCAGACGAGAGCCCAGAUCAUUUCGUAUGGUCUCGCGAGAACGGGACAAGUUACAACGAAUACUUUCGGUUUGCUUUCAUGUCGGGUUCGACAAGUGGUGACUACACUCAGGCUGGUAUCUGGACGAAAGAACUUGAUUGGGUUGAUCCUCAGCCCGGAGCUUCAAAAAUCAAAGUCCGAGGUUUGGAUGUGUCGGAAACAGAACAGGUACCUCGUGCCGUUUGGAAAUGAAUCAUGAUCGUAUUAUGUCAGUCAGUCAGUCAGUCAGUCAAUACAAUAACGAGUUUUAUGAGCGAAACA
Molecule: messenger RNA, 2489 nt
Organism: Daldinia caldariorum
Lineage: Eukaryota; Fungi; Ascomycota; Sordariomycetes; Xylariales; Hypoxylaceae
Exons: 1
Coding region: 453-2420 (655 amino acids)
Source: RefSeq, a predicted model, not a curated record